Morone saxatilis (striped sea-bass) is the source of this 1455-nucleotide messenger RNA. It is a transcript of the gene gdf6b, whose product is annotated as growth differentiation factor 6b. Gene Ontology annotation, cellular component: extracellular region. The record is from RefSeq and is a predicted model, not a curated record. Gene Ontology annotation, biological process: BMP signaling pathway; SMAD protein signal transduction. Bases 1 to 1239 code for a protein of 412 amino acids. Gene Ontology annotation, molecular function: cytokine activity; growth factor activity. The transcript is spliced from 2 exons. NCBI's taxonomy places the organism in Eukaryota, Metazoa, Chordata, Actinopteri, Moronidae.
AUGGAUUUCUAUCACUUCACUUUUCUCUGCGGGGCUCUUGCGUUUGUUUGGGAAAUCCCCUGCUGUCAGACUCUUGUGAUUUUCCCUCCAGCUGCCCCGAAGAGCAGCAAGGUGGCGAGGAUUUUUGAUGGACAAGAAGCUUCUAAAUAUUUCAAGGAGUUUUACGCGCCGCCAUCCAUCGACAGAAACAAAAAAGCGACAUCUACAGAGCUGAUUGAGCCUCAUGAUUACAUGCUGUCUAUUUACAAGACUUUCUCCACGGCGGAGAGACUGGGACUCAACGCCAGCUUCUUUCGGUCUUCAAAAGCUGCAAACACUAUUGCAAGUUUUGUGGACAUUGGACAAGAUGACCUCCCACUCUCGCCUCUGAGGAGACAGCAGUAUCUGUUCGACGUCUCAACCCUCUCCAAAAAAGCGGAGGUGCUGGGAGCCGAGCUCAGGAUAUACACCAAAGUGUCUGGGAAUUUCAGGAUAUCGGAAACAGAGCCCGUUGACAUCCAGCUCCUCUCCUGCCACGACCAGCAGCUGCUCGACUCCAAAACACUGGACCUGCAGGAUUCCCAAAGGCCGAAGUGGGAGGUGUUGGACGUGUGGGAAAUAUUCAAAGAGCAACAGCACCUGAGCCAGGGGAAGCACUUCUGUCUGGAGCUCAGGGCCAUGCUGGACAACCCAGAGAGGGAGCUGGACCUGCACCUUCUGGGCCUGCACAGGCACGGCAGGCCUCAACAGAAGAAAGCCAUCUUGGUGGUCUUCACCAGGUCUAAGAAGAGGCAGACCCUCUUUAGUGAGAGGAGAGAGGGGAGGGCGCUGCUGGGUCUAGAGAGAAAGGCCAAAGAGAGGGGCCCAGGCACCAAAGCGAGCAGGAGAAGGAGGACGACUGCGUCAAAAACCCGCCACGGGAAGAGACACGGAAAGAAGUCCAAAUCUAGGUGCAGCAAGAAGCCGCUGCACGUCAACUUCAGAGAUCUGGGCUGGGACGACUGGAUCAUCGCCCCACUGGAUUACGAAGCGUACCACUGCGAGGGGGUUUGUGAUUUCCCCCUGCGCUCCCACCUGGAGCCCACCAACCACGCCAUCAUCCAGACUCUGAUGAAUUCAAUGAACCCCAGCAACAUGCCGCCCAGCUGCUGCGCCCCGUCCAAACUCAGCCCCAUCAGCAUCCUCUACAUCGACUCAGGAAACAAUGUGGUCUACAAACAGUACGAGGACAUGGUGGUGGAGUCUUGUGGCUGUAGGUAGUAGAUCUGGCAGGUGUAGUGCUUUAUGUUGACCUCCAUCUUCGUCAGGCUCUCUGUUUAGUGGGAAUCAAACAGCAUUGCAGUCUGUGUGGUGGCAAAGCUGCACAUGAAACAAAGAAAUCAUGCGUGAGAUGAUGAAGACUUACGGAUGCAUUUCCCAACCAUGCACCCAACAAAGUCAUGUUUAAUACCUCAAACAUUUGUUUUUUCUUGCUUU